Messenger RNA from Rubroshorea leprosula, 4832 nucleotides. The record is from the annotation of a GenBank genome assembly. Lineage: Eukaryota; Viridiplantae; Streptophyta; Magnoliopsida; Malvales; Dipterocarpaceae.
GAUUUAGCAGCUAAGAGGGUCUUAUGGGGAGAGUUAAGGGAUAUGAUUGCCAAUGCAGGGGACAAAUGGUGCGUAGUUGGGGACUUCAACGCUGUAAAAUCAGCACAAGAAAGAACGGGUGGAAGGAGUUCAAAUAUUGAAAUAAGGAACUUCGAGGCUUUCAUAGAGGAAACUGAAAAGUGGUUACAGGAAUGGGAACAAUUGAAGCAAUGGGGAUUGACAAGAUCUGUUUCCGAUCACUGUCUGGUUGUCUUAAAGACUCUUGAAAGGGAUUGGGGCCCAAAACCUUUUAAGUUUUUUGACGCAUGGUGGCAGACUCCGAGGUUUACAGAACUAUUAAUUGAGCAGUGGAAAUCCUUUGAAGUGACAGGAUGGAAAAGAUUCUGCUUAAAGGAAAAAUUGAAGAAGCUCAAAGGAUUCUUAAAAGGAUGGAGUAACGAGCAGAUGGGGGACUUAGAAUCUAAGAUAGAGGAAGCAAAAAAGAAGGUGGAGGAACUAGAUAUAAGGGCUGAAUCCCAUUCACUAUCUACGGAUGAAGACAAAAUGAGAAAAGCUUGCCAGGAGGAAUUAUGGAAGAAUCUAAGGCUACAAGAGAUGAUGUGGAGACAAAAAGCAAGGAAACAGUGGGACAGUGGGCCGGUGGUAGAAAAAGAAGUUGGGUUGGGAGAUAAUAGUGAUAUGGGAUGGGUUGUUAGUCAAGGAGGGAUGACUAGCACGGGAAAGAAAGGGCCCGAAGUGGCUUGCGAGGAGGGUUCUUCUCUGAACCGCGAUCUGGAAGUCAAGGAAUUAGGGGGCAGACGGCGAAGGCAGGUAGAAGACUGCUAUCCAGAUAUUUUCUCGGAGCUACGGACAACAAAGACGCAGGGGGCAAUUUCGAGAACAAAGCGGAAACAGAGAGGGAGAGCAGACUUCCCUCAGGGCGCAGCGAGCCAGGAAAGAGAUUGGGCAUUCAAUUCCAAGACAAUGAAGGGGAAGUGCAGUCCCGAUUGGGGCUUGGGUAGUGUGUUGAAGAGGAAGGAAGUAGGAAAAUUAGUGAGAAUGGAACACCCGGACUUUUUAUUCUUGCAAGAAACUAAGUUAGAAAAGGUGGAUGACCACUUGUGUAGAAUGAUGUGGGAUUCGAGAGAUUUUGGCUGGGAAAUGAAGGAAUCGAUAGGAGCUUCAGGAGGCUUAUUGUGUUUUUGGAAUAAGGUGAAUUUCACUAAGACAGGAGAUUCCACGGGUGACGAGUAUUUGAGAAUAACUGGGGAGUGGGGAAUACAGAAGGUGAAGUAUAAUCUGGUAAAUGUUUAUGGUCCAAAUGAUAGACAGAAACGGUUAAAGCUAUGGGAGGAGUUAAGGAUCAUGAUUACAGAAGAGGGAGGACGAUGGUUGAUUGCGGGAGAUUUCAAUGCUGUUAGAUGUCUUGAGGAAAGAAGGGGAAGAACAGGGGAAAGCCCAGAUAUGAAGGAUUUUGAUGGGUUUAUUCAAUCAGCAGGAUUAAUUGAUAUUAAAAUGGUUAAUAGGCGUUUCACAUGGUACAGACCAGAUGGCACAGCCAUGAGCAGACUGGAUAGAGUCUUGAUGAAUGCAGAGAUGUACAGUAUGGGUGUAGAGUGGGUGCAACAGGGCUUGAAACGAAAUAUUUCUGACCACUGUGCAAUUGUGUUGAAAAAAAGAACAGUGGAUUGGGGACCAAGGCCAUUUCGAGUCUUGGAUGCUUGGCAACUUCAUCCGAAUUUUAAGAAGGUUAUCGAGGAGAAGUGGAGCGCAAUGGAGGCGGUUAAAAAGGUUGAGCUUGUUGAUUUGAAAAAUGAAGAUUUUGAUUUGGAUGAUUAUGAGAUUCUUCAAAGACAAGAAGGAUUUCAGAAUAUGUGGGAUAUAUUGAGGAAGAGAGAAGUGAUAUGGAAACAAAAGUCAAGAAGCAAUUGGGUACGAGAAGGAGAUGCAAACACGCGAUUCUUCCAUAGAGUAGCAAAUGGUAGAAAGGCCCAAAAUCAUAUCACAGGUUUAUGGUGUGAUGGUUUUUGGGUGGAAGAACCAAUACAAGUUAAGAAGGAGGUGGUUAAUUAUUUUAGCAAGCUUUUCCAAGGAGAUACGUGGAAUAGACCAAAGCCUUAUGGGGUUAACUUCAAGCAGAUUUCUACAGAGGACAAACAGUGGCUUGAACGACCAUUCUCCAUUGAGGAAAUUGAAGAAGGAUUGCGAAGUUGUGAAGGCUCUAAAGCUCUGGGUCCAGACGGGUAUAAUUUUUCUUUUCUCAAGUUUGCAUGGAAUAGUUUAAAGGAGGAUUUUAUGAGCUUCUUUAAAGAGUUUCAUCGGAAUGGUCGAUUGGUUAGUGGUUUGAACUCAUCUUUUCUAACUUUAAUUCCUAAAAAGCUUAAUGCUGGGAACUUAAAGGAUUAUAGACCUAUUAGCUUGAUCGGGUGUAUGUAUAAGUUGUUAUCAAAAGUGUUAGCUAAUAGACUUAAAGCUGUUUUGCCGGGGAUUAUCAGUGAAUCUCAAUCAGCUUUCCUGGGAGGACGUCAACUAGUUGAUGGUGUAUUGGUGUUGAAUGAGGUGGUGGAGGAAGUUAAGAGAAGGAAACAGUCGGCAUUUAUCUUUAAGGCUGAUUUUGCAAAGGCAUACGAUUGUGUGGACUGGACAUUCUUGGAAUGGAUGAUGGACAGAUUGGGGUUUGGAAUCAAGUGGAAAGGUUGGAUCAUGGAAUGCUUGUCGACUUUUAAAAUAUCAGUUCUAAUUAAUGGCAGCCCAACGGAGGAGUUCAAAGCUGGAAAAGGACUACGACAAGGCGACCCGUUAUCGCCUUUUCUUUUCUUGAUGAUUGGAGAGGGAUUAAAUGGUUUGGUCCAAAAAGCAGUAUCGGAGGGUAUGUUGAGAGGUAUAGAGAUUGGCAUGAGGGGAUUAGCUAUUUCUUUACUUCAAUUCGCAGACGACACAAUCAUUAUGGGAAAAGCUGCCACAGAGAACAUUUUUAUGGUCAAAACAAUUCUGCGAUGGUUCGAACUGAUGUCUGGUCUGCAAAUCAAUUUUAGCAAGAGUAACAUUUAUGGGUAUAAUGUGCCAACGAGAUGGGUAGAAGGAUCAGCCAGCAUGUUGCGUUGUGGUGUUGGGAAAUCACAUUUUUGUUAUUUGGGAAUGCCUGUUGAUGGAAAUCCUGGGAAUAAGAAGUUAUGGGAGCCGCUAGUGAAUAAAUUUCGAGCCAAACUUGCUGUCUGGAAAGCUGCUUUGCUGUCCUUUGGUGGCCGCCUCACUUUGCUCAACUCGGUACUUUCUGCUCUACCCAUUUUUUAUAUGUCGUUGUUCUUAAUUCCAAAUUCUGUGAUGAUUGAAUUGAUUAGUAUUCAGAGAAAUUUUCUAUGGGGAGGGGUAGAGGGGCAGAGGAAGAUCUUGUGGGUGAAAUGGGAUAAGGUGUGUGGGAGUAAGGUAAAAGGGGGAUUAGGGGUAACAAACCUGCAUAGGAAGAAUUGGGCUUUGCUAGGGAAGUGGUGGUAUGGGUUUGGAGAGGAUGUGGAGAGCUUAUGGAAAAGGAUUGUAACGGAGAAAUAUUACGGGGGGAACAGGGAUGAGGUGGACAUUACAGCAGUGGGGAAUUGGAGAACGUCUAGAAUAUGGAAAGAUAUUAUUAGUAUAGGGGGUUGCUCUAGGAGGCUUAAAAAUAUGUUAGUGGAGGGUUUUAGGUGGGAAGUGGGGGAAGGGAACCGAGUGAGUUUUUGGAGAGAUCUAUGGGUCGGGAAUAAAAAUUUACGGGAUUUAUGCCCAAGGUUGUAUGAGCUAUCUAAGAACAAGUUGGGUAAUAUUAGUGAUAUGGGGGUAUGGGAGGGGGAAAAAUGGAGCUGGAAAAUGGAUUGGAGGAGAGGGAGAAUAGGUCGAGAGAAGGAUGAGGAGGAGGUGUUGUGGGAGAGGUUGGAUAGUAUUCAAUUAAAGAAAGGUGUGAAAGACUUUUGGAGGUGGGUUCAUGAUUCGGAGGGAAAUUUCAUGGUGAGGAAGGCUUAUGAAUUUUUAGCUCUUACAGAGAGUAUUUUAGAGGACCAAUUGAGCAAGCUAAUUUGGUGUAGAUUAGUACCAUCCAAAGUGUCUUUUUUUGGGUGGAGACUAUGCCUUGAUAGGUUACCAACUAAGUGGAAUAUUAUGAAAAGAGGGGUUUUCUUGCAGGAGGAGGAGUUAAUGUGUGGUUUGUGUGGUAGCAUGGUUGAAGAAGCUAACCAUUUAUUUUGUAUGUGUAAAGAAGCCUGGAUUAUUUGGGUAGAGGUUCUGAAGUGGUGGGGCAUGGAGACUGUUAUGCCUAAUAAUGUAUUAGGAGUGGUAGACAUUUUUGUACAAGAUGUGGGUAGGAUAAUAGGGAAGGAGAUGGGGGCUUGCAUCUUUCUUAUUGUCUCAUGGUAUCUUUGGUAUUGGAGAAAUGGUAAGGUGUUUAAUAGUGGAGAUAACAUUAGGGGAAGAUUAGUAGAUAUGGUUCAAGCCAAGUCAUUCUUUUGGAUCAAAAACAAGAUACAAGGCUGUGUUUUUUCUUUUCAUGAGUGGAAAGUAAAUCCAGUUGAGUGUGCUUCAUCAAUGAGAAGAUACAAACGGGAGCUGAAGCUGGUCCACAAACAGCAGAAAGGAAUGGCGACAGAGUAAGAUUUGAGGGGAGUGAGUGUCAUCAGCGUUUUGCAGCAGUCUGGAAGUUCGUCAUUUUCAUGUAGUACUUUGGCUGUCUACUUCUUUGGUUAAAAUGUUUCAUUUGAAUUUAGGAUGCAGAUUGUGUUUUGAAGUUCCAGUUGUUGUGAUCUUUGUAACAUCCCAGCUGAUUUUGUAUUUGUAAUAGGCAGGAGUACCCCUUGUGCUCCAUAAAAUAAAUUUAUCUUUGCUGA